AUGCUCCGCCCAGUAUAUAGACAUGCCUCCAGGCAAUUGCGUACCCCGGCCCCGAUCGCGGCUAUCAGGAAGCGAAAUCUACAUGCUCCCGUGACCUUUGACUGGCAGGAUCCACUCAAGGCAAACGACCUAUUGACCGAAGAAGAGCAAGCUAUUUCCGAGACUGCAGAGUCAUAUUGUCAAGAGCGCAUGCUCCCAAGGGUGCUAGAGGCAUACCGUAAUGAGGACUUUGACAGGAAAAUCAUUCAAGAGAUGGGCGAGCUGGGCCUGCUUGGUGCAACCAUCAAAGGCUAUGAGUGUGCUGGUGUCAGCAGCGUAGCCGGUGGUUUGAUCACCAGAGCAGUCGAGAGGGUUGACUCGGGAUACCGUUCGGGUUACUCUGUCCAGAGCUCGCUUGCUAUGGGUGGCAUUGAAGAGUUUGGGUCUGAAGAACUCAAACAACGUCUUCUACCAAAGAUGGCAAAGGGCCAAUUGCUGGGUUGCUUUGGUCUUACUGAGCCUAAUCACGGGUCAGACCCUGGGUCCAUGGAGACGAUUGCAAAGGAGCACCCGUCAAAGAAGGGCUACUACUCGCUAUCUGGUUCAAAGACGUGGAUUACAAACUCGCCCAUUGCCGAUGUCCUGCUCGUGUGGGCAAAACUAGAAAGCACAGGCAAGAUCCGGGGGUUUGUCAUUGAGCGUGACCAGUGUCCACCAGGUACUCUCGAGACCCCGCCAAUCAAGAACAAGAACGGACUGCGGGCAUCCAUCACUGGCAUGAUCCAACUUGAUGAAUGCCCAGUUCCCGAGGCAAACAUGUUUCCAGAGGUGGAGGGGCUGAGAGGGCCUUUUAGCUGCCUAAACUCGGCAAGAUAUGGUAUCGCGUGGGGUACUAUGGGUGCCUUGGAAGACUGCAUCGCUAGAGCACGCACAUAUGCACUAGAGAGGAAGCAGUUCAAGAACAACCCAAUUGCCAAGUACCAGCUUGUACAGAAGAAGCUAGCUGAUGCUACGACCGAUGCUGCGUACGGAAUUCUCGCGGCUCAUCAGGUUGGACGACUCAAGGAUGAGGGCAAGGCUGCACCCGAGAUGAUUUCCAUGAUCAAGAGACAGAACUGCGAUCGUGCCUUGGUCAACGCUCGGACGCUACAGGAGAUUUUUGGCGGAAACGCAGUCUCAGACGAAUACGGCAUCGGACGGCACGUUGCCAAUCUGUUCGUGACGCAGACGUAUGAAGGACAGAGCGAUAUCCACUCGUUGAUCCUAGGUCGAGCAAUUACCGGUCUGCAGGCUGACCCUCCCUCUUCCUGUUCAGCUGGUCCUAUCGGAGAUGAUCUGUUUCACUGGCAAGCAACCAUUAUGGGUCCUGGUGACUCACCAUAUUCUGGAGGAGUCUUCUUUCUAGCGAUCCAUUUCCCGACCGACUACCCCUUCAAGCCCCCGAAGGUCAACUUCACCACCCGUAUCUACCACCCCAACAUCAACUCCAACGGCAGCAUCUGUUUGGACAUUCUGCGAGACCAGUGGAGCCCUGCUCUGACCAUCUCAAAGGUGCUGUUGAGUAUCUGUUCGAUGUUGACAGACCCGAACCCUGACGACCCGCUUGUUCCCGAGAUUGCACAUGUGUACAAGACUGACCGGUCUCGUUACGAAUCGACGGCACGCGAGUGGACCAGGAAGUAUGCCAUCUAGAGAGAGAAGGGAAAGAAGAGUAGAGUAGGAAAGGGGAAGCAGGAAAGCAUCUUUUUGUCAGGAUCUGCUAUGGGAUACAACGAGUGUGAGGAAGGAUGGUCGUCAAGAACACAUGCCUUUUACAGCAUGGUGAUUGAGGGGAGUUUUCUGUUCUACAACAUGCAUGCUGGAUGGGUUUCAUAGUACUUGCUAUCAAGACGCUUAGCAGAACAGGUGCAUUUCUCUUUGUG
Molecule: messenger RNA, 1901 nt
Organism: Bipolaris maydis ATCC 48331
Lineage: Eukaryota; Fungi; Ascomycota; Dothideomycetes; Pleosporales; Pleosporaceae
Source: RefSeq, a predicted model, not a curated record